AUGUAAAUUAAAGUAUUUGAUCUCAAAUAAAGAAAAUUAAAUGAAUCAUAGCUCUUAAGUUAUCAUUAACAAGAUGUUUUAACACUAAACUUUAUGAAGAAAUCAAAUCAUUUUGUGUCUGGAAGUACAGAUAAAUCAAUUAUAAUAUGGUAUAUGAAUCAGAAUAAUUAAUGGAAAUGCUAACAAAAAUUGGAUGGACAUUCUGAUGCAAUAGGUAGUUUAUUAUUGAAUAAUAAUGAAAAUUUUAUUAUCUCAGGCAGCUAAUUCAUCUAUUAAAUUUUGGAAUAAAUAAAAUGGAUGGUUGUGUUAUUAAAGCAUUAAAAAUCAUACUAAUUAUGUCUAUUCAUUAAGUUUAAAUGA
Molecule: messenger RNA, 360 nt
Organism: Paramecium primaurelia
Lineage: Eukaryota; Ciliophora; Oligohymenophorea; Peniculida; Parameciidae
Source: the annotation of a GenBank genome assembly